AUGGUUGCUAAACUUUUUAAUAUUAAACGUUGCAUUAUUGACGUCGAUCAUCAAAUUAUUCGACAUAAUCACGAAGUACAUGCUCCAAGUGUUUGCACAAAGAAAUUAACCACUUUCGCUUCAAAGCUGACUAGUUGCUGUAGAGACGUUGAUAAAAAAGAUCUGAUAAUAUCGAAGAACGAUACUAUAGCAUCCUCGGAUGGAUCGCGCCAAGAAGACAUACCUGCUCAUAAUGUGGAAAAAGUAAAUGAAAAUAAACGGCGCCGCUGGAUUUCAAAAGUCGAUGUGGAAGAUUCAACAAAACAAUCUGGAAAUGUGCCGUCAUCCUCGUCGCAAUCAUUACAAAAAACAAGGUCCACAGAAAAUGAAACAGUCAAGGAAAUUGACCGAUCUCAUCCGGCACAUUCAGAGCAUGAACGAGAAGUACUGAACGUGUACGGUAAAUUUCUUACUUUAAACAAAAAGAGAAACACAAUUGUAAUUUUGAUUCUAACUGUAACUGUUAUCUCCGCUGUUAUUAUUGCUGGUUUCGAAGGUUGCUUCAUGGCCAACAUUACUGUUUAUGCAGACGGUCCAUGUCCAUACUAUGGUGUUAUGGAUUGUUAUUACGGUUCCAGUGGUACUUACUUUAAUUGUACACCUGAUAUUUCAAUUACUCUGCCAGCAUCCAUCAAGAGUGCGACAUGUUUUCGUUGGAUUGGACGUGAUAUUACAGUGUCUGAUGUCAUGACACAAGUUGGUGCUUGUACAGGAUUAUUAACUGCGUUGGGAUCUGUUCUAGAAGUCUUUAUACGACUCCUAUAUUUUGUAUUUCAACAGCGCCUUGGUGUAUCAACUGGCAUACGUCGUGUGAUGGAAAAAACAGUAGGUAUUAAUCGAUUUACUCAACCAUGUCAUGGUGGGUGCUGCACAAUACCAUGUCGUCUCGGUGUUCUGGAUCUACGCUUAUACCAACAUCCGAUUCUUGUUAUACUUGUCUUCCUUAUUUACGCCUUGAUACCCAUACUUGUUAUUGCCGCAAUUGUUUUAAUGUCAGACUUUCGAAUCAGUAUAACAUCCUUAACGUAUAUUGUUAUGAUUACACUCAUACUGAUUUCAUGUAUGGGUCUCUUAUGGAUAUUGUGGGAAGAAAAUGAAAUUGACUUAGUCAUACCGGGUGCAUGGAACGAUGCAACAGAUACAUUCAAUUCAAUAAAAGAGCCUUUAAAAAAAUCCAGGCAUCUUCUUGAUAGUUUUAAGCCAGAAGAAGAUAAGAAGAAAUCAAAAGAAGAUAAGAAGGAAUCAAAAGACGCUCACAGUGAUAAUGAAUCAGCAAUCGAUCAGCUAGCGGAAGGUGCUGAAGACGUUUUCGGACCUAAAAAGCAUUCUGAAAAUCAAGAUACAAUAGAGAAAGCAGAACAAUUCAAGCGCCGAUCUAGAGAUAUACGUCCAACAGUCAAAAACUUUUCAUUACAAGGUUCAGCUCAAGAAAUAAAAUCAAAAAUAGAAACCGAAAAAGAAAAAGAUAUCAAAAAUCGCAAGACUUAA
Messenger RNA from Adineta steineri, 1527 nucleotides. The record is from the annotation of a GenBank genome assembly. Lineage: Eukaryota; Metazoa; Rotifera; Eurotatoria; Adinetida; Adinetidae.